GCCGCAGUGAUGGAGGACUUGCUGGACCUAGGCGAGGAACGGCGCCGUGGCCCGGCCACCUCCGGGGCCAAGAUGGGUCGCCGAGCUCAACCGGAGUCAGCUCAAGCCGAGAAUCACCUAAGUGGCAAGAAUUCUUCAACUCUCACUGGAGAGGCUCCCCCUCCCAAACCACCCCGCCGGCAAGGAGGCUGGGCAGAUGAGUCCAUGAAGGCUUCAAAGUCAGGAAGGAGGGCUUCUGAAGAAGUGGAAGAUCACCGCCUCAGACAGAAGAGCCUGGAUGGAUCAGAUGACGGAGGAGAUAUUCUUGUUAUACCGGAUCUGGAAGAAGUACAGGAAGAAGACUUUGUUUUGCAGGUGGCAGCCCCUCCCAGCGUCCAGGUGAACCGGGUGAUGACCUACCGUGACCUGGACAAUGACCUCAUGAAGUAUGCAGCCUUCCAGACCCUGGACGGAGAGAUCGACCUGAAGCUCCUCACCAAAGUCCUCGCGCCGGAGCAGGAGGUUCGGGAAGAUGACGUCAGCUGGGACUGGGACCAUCUCUACACUGAGGUGUCCUCAGAGCUCCUCACCGAGUGGGACCUGCUGCAGACAGAGAAGGAGGACCCUGUGGGACAGUCUGCACACACCUGAGCCCGUGGGGCACAACAGCCACUCGUCCUGCACACAGUAACCUCCGCUUCGGACUUUUGAAACGGCUGUAAGCCUAAAACUAAAAGAAGCUUGCAAGCAGCUUAGGAUUUUUAUAUGACAUAUUUUGCAUAUUUCAUAUAAAUAUGCAAUAAAUAUAUGAUAUUUUUGCGAUAAAAAUAUUUAUUUUCAGGAGACCACUUUGGAUCAUUCAGUUGUAAUAAA
Molecule: messenger RNA, 852 nt
Organism: Artibeus jamaicensis (Jamaican fruit-eating bat)
Lineage: Eukaryota; Metazoa; Chordata; Mammalia; Chiroptera; Phyllostomidae
Gene: IFT43
Product: intraflagellar transport 43
Exons: 9
Coding region: 10-630 (206 amino acids)
Biological process (GO): intraciliary retrograde transport
Cellular component (GO): intraciliary transport particle A; cilium
Source: RefSeq, a predicted model, not a curated record